Messenger RNA from Aethalodelphis obliquidens (Pacific white-sided dolphin), 5182 nucleotides. Its product is annotated as zinc finger protein 324A-like. NCBI's taxonomy places the organism in Eukaryota, Metazoa, Chordata, Mammalia, Artiodactyla, Delphinidae. The transcript is spliced from 4 exons. Gene Ontology annotation, biological process: regulation of immune system process; regulation of cytokine production; negative regulation of transcription by RNA polymerase II. Gene Ontology annotation, cellular component: nucleoplasm. Gene Ontology annotation, molecular function: RNA polymerase II cis-regulatory region sequence-specific DNA binding; DNA-binding transcription repressor activity, RNA polymerase II-specific. The record is from RefSeq and is a predicted model, not a curated record. Bases 1720 to 3774 code for a protein of 684 amino acids.
UUGGCCGUUGCCGUGGAGACCAGGCGCGCUCCACCUACCGCGCCGGCAGCCAGAAGGCUCUGCGCGUGCGUCCGCAGCGCGCCACGGGCCAAUGAGGGCUCGCGAGAUUGGACUUCCGGCGUCCGGGACUGUCACUUGGCUGCCGGCGUCGGGCCACGCCGGUGACGGCCGGAGAGCGCCGGGUCGGGGCCGGUUUUGCGGAAGGGUCUGGAGACCCGAGGUGCGGGCAGUGAGGACGUGCGGGCAGCGAGGACGUGCGGGCGGAGAUCCGAGGCACGGGCAGCCGAGCCCGGGGGCCCAAGGCCAGUCCCCGGCCUCAGUUUCCCGGGGUGCGGCGUGUGCGCCCCCCAAGCCACGUGCUCCGGCCUCCACGCCGUCCCGACGCGGCGCCCUUGACGGAUUGGGAGAGAGGCCCGGAGCCUGAGCGCCCGCACCUUUCUGCAGGUUCCGAUGGCGGCGGCGCAGACAGACCCGGCGCAGGGUAUUCCACCUAUUGUUGAGUGGAGAACAGAAGCAGAGGGGCGUGGCGGUGUGCAGGGAGGAGGCUACUGUCACAGUCCGGGCAGUGCAGGUGCGAAAAGCCGUUGGAUUCUGGAUAGAUCUGCUGAUGCAUCAAGUGCGGGGUAUGCGGGAGUGUCCUGAGUGAAGGGCCAGUCUAAGGUUUUCCGCCGGAGCACCCAAAAGAAUGGAGCUGCCUAGCACUUUCACAGGUCCUCCCCCAGGCAGUGGGGCCAGGAUUUGGUAGCUGGUGCUGAAAUUGAAAACCCUUGAUUGUAUCCUUGCCCUGGGACUGUGCCAGUGGCAACUGUCACUCAAUGGGACAGAGAAAAAAAGAACGGAACUGCUGUAGACAAAAUUAGGAAUUUGAAGGGAAAGUAGAUUUCAGGGGGAAAUUGGGAAGAGUCUGUGCUGUCUCAGAGUGGAGGUGUCACAUGGACCUGGAAUUGUAGAUGUCCGAGGACAGAGUCCUGAUGUUCUGAGUGAGGUGGAGCCUAGGAAUCAAACUUAGGAAGAGGACAUCUCACAGACUCAGCCAGGGAUAGGCAUGGGCAGUCAGGGCUCUAGGGAGAUGAGGAAUGGCUGGCAGUCCCUGGGGCUCUCAGGGGAAGUCUGGCAGGUGGCUGAGGGAAGGGAAGGUGGCAGCCACCUGAGGAGGAAAUAGAGGGGGCCUGGCUAUGGAGGGAGGAGGGAAGUGGCUUCUUGUGUGCCCACCAGAUCCUUGGCGCCACCCCUGUGGCAGCUGGAGGGGAUCAGCCAGUCCUUCAGGUUCAAAGAGCAGCCUUGAAAUGUCAGGCAAGUUCAGCAGGAGAGGGCAUACCUACAGGGAUGGGCAUGUCCUGGGGGCUCUGCAGCUGGGACUUGUACAGUUACUUAAGCAAGAGCAAUGAGAGCACCUUUGGGGAGGCUCAGCUUGUGCAAAGGCUGGAGAAUGAGUGGACGCCAGGGGCUGACCUUGGUGUGGCAGAAGGCCAGGGGCUUCCUCUGGCUGCCUUGUGUAGAGUGGCCAGGUCGGGUUAAAGAGGCAUCUACGGCCUAGAUGGGGAAGGGGGAGGGGAGGGGUCCAGAGAGGUGAGGGAAGGCCCAUCUGCAGAGCCUUGUGGGAGGAGGGUGAGCAUCUGAGGGACACGAGCGGAGGUAGCCUUUGGGGCACGGAGCUGGGUUUUGGUUCACACAGCUAUAGCUUAGAUCAUGUCCAUCUUCCAACUCUCUUAGGGCCUAAUGGCCUUUGAAGACGUGGCUGUGUACUUCUCCCGGGAGGAGUGGGGGCUCCUGGAUGCAGCCCAGAGGGCUCUGUACCGCCGUGUGAUGCUGGAGAACUUCACCCUCCUGGCCUCGCUGGGACUCUCUGUCUCCCGACCCCACGUGGUCAUCCAGCUUGAGUGUGGCAAGGAGCCCUGGGUUCUCAAUGGGACAGAUGUGACCCUGGCCAGGAAUGCCCAGAGGAGGCCGAGCCCUGGUGAGUGGGGGCUCAGGGGUGUGAACUUGGGGCCAACCUAUGGCCAAGCUUCUGUCCACCUUCCCUCCUGGAUGCUCUCCUCUCCAGCUUCCCACCCGACCGACUCCUUUCACCAUCAGCCUCUUCUGGAGGCUCCGGCUUUGGCUGCCCUUGAAGGGGAGCUCCAAGGGCCACCCCCAGGCCGUGGUGAGACCUGCUCAGAAUCCCACCCUCAGCCAGUCUGUGUGGCCUCAGACCCUGCCCGUCUUCCCUCACCACCUCAUCUGUGGGGCCGUUUGUUCACGUGUUCAUCGUUGAGCACUUGCAGUGGCCAGUCCCGUUCGUGGCACUGGGGACACAGCCUUGCCCAGCCCGCUCCUGGUCCUGCCUUUGUGGGGUUGACCCUGCUAGGGGAGAGGCAGUCAGCAAGCAGAGUUGCUUCCCCUCAUCUGGCAGAGAACAGAGAUGUUUCUGGAGAAGCAACAUUGCCAGGGCCCUUCCAGGACGGCCCCCCUCUGGCACCGACUAGGGUUCUCCCCAGCGCUGGUGCCUCUGAGUGUGGGAAAAGCCUGGAGGGUCGGCGCGGCGUGUCCCCCUCUCGGGAGAGGAAACCCACAGGGGUGUCUGUGAUCUACUGGGAAAGCGGCGAGGCCAGCGUCAGCCUGCGGCUGACCUCUUCUCUGCGGGCCCCACCCGGGGAGAAGGCCCUCGCAGACCACCCUGCACCAGGCAAGCAGCCGAGGGCAUCGGAGCGGCAGAAGCUGUACGCAUGCGAGGCCCCGGGGAGAGCCUUCCCGGGCGCCCCAGAGGCUCAGGGGGACCGAGGAAUGGGUGAGGCUUGGCGCGAGCCUCAGAGACUGCUUGCUGUCUCAGAGCCCCCGACCUGGGCCGAACUGGGCGAGGCCCUGCACGCUGGCCCCGGCCUCCUCUCUGGGGAGAAGCCCUUCGAGUGCAGGGCGUGCAGCAAGGUGUUCGUGAAGAGCUCGGACCUGCUGAAGCACCUGCGCACCCACACCGGGGAGCGGCCGUACGAGUGCGCGCAGUGCGGCAAGGCCUUCAGCCAGACGUCGCACCUGACGCAGCACCAGCGCAUCCACAGCGGAGAGACGCCCUACACGUGCCCGGCCUGCGGCCAGGCCUUCCGGCACAGCUCCUCGCUGGUGCGGCACCAGCGCAUCCACACGGCCGAGAAGGCCUUCCGCUGUGCCGAGUGCGGCAAGGCCUUCAGCCACCGCUCCAACCUCAGCCAGCACCGCAAGAUCCACGCCGGGGGCCGGCCCUACGCGUGCACGCGCUGUGGCCGCAGCUUCUGCCGCAACUCGCACCUGAUCCAGCACGAGCGCACGCACACGGGCGAGAAGCCCUUCGCCUGCGCGCUCUGCGGGGCCGCCUUCAGCCAGGGCUCGUCGCUCUUCAAGCACCGGCGCGUGCACACCGGCGAGAAGCCCUUCGCCUGCGCGCAGUGCGGCCGCGCCUUCAGCCACAGCUCCAAUCUCAGGCAGCACCGGCUGCUGCACACGGGAGAGCGGCCUUUCCGUUGCUCGGACUGCGGCAAGGCCUUCGCCAAGGGCGCCGUGCUGCUCAGCCACCGACGCAUCCACACGGGCGAGAAGCCCUUCGUGUGCGCACAGUGCGGCCGCGCCUUCCGCGAGCGUCCGGCCCUCUUCCACCACCAGAGGCUCCACACCGGUGAGAAGCCAGCGCGGCGGCCCCGGGCCAGCCCGCUCCCCCAGGCCAGGCCUCCUUCGGGGGCAUCGUGUGAAGGCACACUGGGGAAGGAAGCCGGGCCCACUGCUGCCUCAGGCCCAGCCACGGUUCCAAAGACAGCUGAGCCUUGAGGUCGCAGCCCCGACCUUCCCCGGCCUGUUGUGAGUCCCUUCCAUGGGUACGGGGCCCCGCCCUCUGCAGAGCCACGCUGUGGAGAAGCUCUGCACGUGCACUGCCAUCCCCCCUGCACGUGGUGACAAGAUUUGCCUCUUGUCAGCCACAGCUCACUCCUCCAGGCCCAAGCGGUCACGCUGAACAAAGGCCAGGGGGAGGCCAGCAUGGUGCUGCCAGUUCGCCCAUAUUUUGACUGUGCGCGCGAACGGGAAGCGCUGGGACGGGGUGGAGGUGGUCCUGAGAACUUUCUGAGGUUUACACCCAACCUACAGGGUCUGUGUGGAACCUCUCCACCCCUACCCCCAGCGUAUUCCCCCAGCCCUCAGUUCAUCCAGGGCUUCCUGGGAACAGGCCCAGAAGACAGGAAGUCAUGGGGGAGGCAGGUACUGGCUUCGGACAAGUGGCUGGGCUCUGAGCCUCAGCUCCCUCCUCUAGGGAAGAGAAAAGAUUCAGCCCUGCAGAGGGUAUUUGCAGCACCCUGACAGGCAGCAUCUCGAUAAGGGCCAAUACGUGCCAACCGCCAGCCCCCGUUCUGAGCGCUGCACAGUUUCUCCUGACAGCUCUGUGAGGUGGCUGCUGUGGCUAGUAUCCCCACUUCUCAGAUGAGGAGACUGAGGCACAGAGAGGGGACGUGAGUUGCACAAGAGCAGGGCCACCGGCCCAGCAUCCAGAGAGCUCCCCACUUUACCCCCACACUUAGCCUGCCAGCCCUGAGGGCUGGGUGAAGGCUGCGUGGCUUGCUGCUCACGGCGGACCCUCAGGAGGUGGAGGAGGGUGGGGGCGGGAAGUCCCCGGGUGAAGGACGGAGAUUGAGAGUGAUGGUUCCCCAGCUGUGCUGGUGCAUUCAGAGUGUGGUCCAAGCCUCAGCUUUGGCCGUGUCCUGUUGUUGCCAAAGUCAGCGAUACAGGAGCCUUUCCAUCCCCACUGCCUUGACUGGAGGUGACCGUAACAACAGGUGCAGAGGAGACAAGAUGGGGCUGCUCGAUUCCCUGGGGUCCAGUGGCCACGUGCCUGCCAUUACCUAAGGCAGUGUGUGGCGCCCUCCCAAGAUCCCCUCCCCCGUGUGACAUAACCCACAGGGUGGGGACACUGAGGCAGACAAGUUAGGUGGGGGCCUGGUUGGCUUCUUGUGGCCUUCAACAGACAAGCCCCAUCUCCACCUUGGGCCUCACCCGCAGGAAGUUAAUGGUGUUUUUACUGGGGGUAAAAAAAGACUAGAACUUACAGCUUGGAAUGGAGGGACAUUGUAAAUUCUUGCAUGGCACUGUGUAGGUCCACAGCCUCAGCCUCCAGGUCAUGGUGCAGAAGGUUUUAAUACAGAGUCCAGAGAGGCUCUCUAAUAAAGGUUUCUUUUUAAAAACGUGA